Messenger RNA from Oncorhynchus tshawytscha (Chinook salmon), 2933 nucleotides. RefSeq lists its product as uncharacterized. Gene Ontology annotation, cellular component: cytosol; nucleus. The record is from RefSeq and is a predicted model, not a curated record. Lineage: Eukaryota; Metazoa; Chordata; Actinopteri; Salmoniformes; Salmonidae. Bases 284 to 1078 code for a protein of 264 amino acids. Gene Ontology annotation, biological process: spermatogenesis. The transcript has 5 exons.
GUGGGAGGAGAUCCAGGUGGUGGUCGAGAUUCCGCAAACAGACAUAGGCUACAUCAAAUAGGCCUACACCAAAACGUCUUUGAACUGGAGUUUGGCGCUGCAUAAAGUCGCUUGCCUAAAAAGCUGUUUUCAUGGAAAGGCUCCAAGAUCUGUUGUAGUUACCACAGCGGUGGUGCUUAUUUGCGAUCUCUCGAGAAACGGAAAAAAAAAGUUUGACAGAACGAACUCUUCGCUGCGUUUUGAUGUGCGCGCGUCCAGAUUGAUUAAAGAGCAAUUUGGAAAGAUGUUCAAGAAAAGCAAAAGCAAAGUGUUGGUGGACUAUGUGUCGGAGGAGGACGAAAUAUCCUGGCAUCAUCAACACACUUACAAGGGCUCCGGGGCCAUGCUACAGCUUGCUUUCCCUCCACUCUCCUCGCAACAAGAUCCUCCUAGUCCUGACUGUCUCUGUGAUGUUACCGUGGGAGGAAGGUUCACCGGAGAUAAGGACCCAGAGGGGGAGGACGAGGAAGAGGCAGUGAGCCCUGUAUCCAAGGAGGUGAAAGUGAAGAAAGUCAAGUCCAAGAAGGAGAGGAGGGAUAAGAAGAUGUUUUCUUCUCAGGAUGACGAGCACUUCCUACUGACAGGGGUCACACUGGCUGACCGCAGAGGGUCCCACAAGAAGAACAAGGAGGAAGGGAAGGAGAAGAACAAGCCAAUCACAGAGAAGGGCCACUGCUUCUGGGACAGCGUCACCAUGACGAUGAGGCAGAUCACGCCCACCAGGAAACUGGACAAGCUGGAGGGCUGGGAGCCGCCGCAGUUGCCCGACCAAACCGAGACACCCACCGAGGAGGCAAUGGAGGCUCAGAGUGGGACCAGGGACUCGCCUGUGUCCUUCCCCCAGGCCCUGGGGCUCCCACUGGGGCUGCCCUCCUGGACAGGUCUGGGUCUAGAGGAAGACUCGUCGCACUACGCCAACCUGUCAGAAUCGCGGGAUUCCACGGCCGUCAGGUGGACAGCCCGCGCCAAAGGCAAGCUGGCCGGAAUCAGGAGGCGGAGCCGAGGGAGUGUUUCGGAGACAUGGGAGGGGUUUAAAUAAAAGCUUUACCCCUUACCUGCCAGCAAUCCCUGCCCCUCACCUCAUUCCUCAAAUUAAGAGGAGGGGAAAAAGACAUGCCUGUCUGUCUCUGUGCUGCAUAAAGAACUGAUUUGGUAUUCCUCCAUUGACAUUCUGAGUGCAGUCCUGACUUUUCCGUACAGCAUAGACGAACACACCCCAUAUAUCCCUGACUGUUCACUCCACAACAUAGCAGAUGAACUUACAAAGCAGACAAGGUCACUAAAAUCUAUUAUUAUUGACUUUGUGUUGAAACUGUGUUUUAAUGUUACAGAGACAUUGAGCCUGGGAACACAUUAUGCUAGGUUGAUCUGAGUGGACUGGUUUGGCAGUGUAGAGAAAAGGGUCACCAUCUUGAAAAGGAUGUCAUAGAUAAGAGGUUGGAAAGUAAAAAAGCAAACACAUGAAGGCCUUACCUUAAACUGUGUAUCCACUGACCUUUGACCAUUUUAUAUUAUCAAGCCAAGAGAAUGAUUUCCAAAGGAGAUUUUGUAUGGUAACAUAGGCAUUCAUGUUUUAUGCUAGAGUGUAGUUUGAGAACAAGACCAACUAUGCUACUGUAGGCCUUAUUUAAUGAUACGUUUUCCAUGUUGUUUGCCUUCCCUGGCCCUGCAGUAAAUGUCUACUGGGAGAGGAAUGUGUCAGAAGUCUUAGCUCCUAAUAAGCAUAGCUAAAAGGCUUAAAAUGCUUUGUCCAAUAAUGUGUAAUAAGCCUUUCAGGCUCUGAACCAUAAGUGCAAAUGUGUGUUAGCGAAUAUAGGCUGCUGAAUCUGGAGUAUUGUUAAUGAAUGAUAUGAUCUAAAUGUUGUUACAAGCCCAGCAGAUGGCGCUCCGUUGGAGUGUCAUGAAUACUGUACAUUCAAAUCUAAUGAUAAGAAACAUUUUCCAUGCAAUAAGAGGACUGAGCGCCAUUUUCUGCAUGCAGUCUGUGUGCUGUUUCCCCGAUUAGACAAAAAGCCGUGAUGUGCCUUUCUCUACAGUAUGUGUUAUGGCAUGCUUCUCUGCUCACCAUAUUGGAAUAGACUACUACUGGACCAUGCUCACCAUGAGGAUCAAAUAAUGUGAUGGGCAAUCCCAGCAUGCAUCACUGCUGCACCCCUCCCUGGUUUUGACUAAAUGGUUUUCAGCUACGGAGAGAUUUGACUUUUUGUAGCAGGCUAGGAGAACUCACACUGCAGGUUAAGAUAAUUAGGUUAAGGUUAGGAAAAGGGUUAGGGUUAGCUAAAAUGCAAAAACUCCCGGCACGACUAGAACAUACAACUAGAACAUACAACUAGAACAUACGACUAGAACAUACAACUAGAACAUACAACUAGAAAAUAUACCAUCUAGUAUACCAUCUAGCCACACCCCUCCCUUCUCAUUCAUGGCCAUGAGAAACUUCCUGUAUUCCAGUAUUCAUGGUUUCCAACAAUUUUGCCAGCAGCCGAGGUGCUUUUGGGACUGUGACAGAAACUAAUUCAACAGACAUUGUUAACAUGAGAUCUGCUGUUGUAUGUGCCUGUGUAAAUGUGUGUUGGUGCUUUAGUAGGAUAGCAGUGAGUUAUUGAAGAAUCAUUUUAUUUCAUUUUCAUAGCAAAAACAUUGUUUUGUGUGUGAUUGCAAUUGUAUAUUUUAAUUCCAAACAGAAUCAGGCUUUCCACUUGUAGGUGGUUCGACUUGGACAAUCCUUUCAUUUAAAUAUGUGCCUUUAUUUUCAAAUCUACUUAGUCCCUUCUUCCACAGCCACGUUUGUGCACAGAUAUGGGUUCCUUGCCACGAUGGCUGUUAGAGCUUCUGUAUUUACUAAAAAGAAGGGUCACAUUUGUUCAGAAGAAUAAAGACCUGCCCUGCCUGGA